GAGCGCGCAUGCGCGGUCGCCUUUGUGUCGGUCGAGCGGCGGCGGCGGCGGCGGCGGCGGCGGCAGCAGUGGCAGUGGCGGUCCCACUGGCAGGCGGGCAAGAGGGGAGUCCGGGCGGCGUCCGGCGUGGGAGCCGGGGGACCACCAUGGUAAAGAAGCGGAAAGGCCGUGUCGUGAUCGACUCGGACACAGAGGAUAGCGGCAGCGACGAGAACCUGGAUCAGGAGCUCUUGUCCCUGGCAAAGCGAAAACGCAGUGACUCUGAGGAGAAGGAGCCACCUGUGAGUCAGCCUGCAGCGUCGUCAGACUCAGAGACGUCUGACAGUGAUGAUGAGUGGACAUUUGGGAGCAAUAAAAAUAAGAAGAAAGGAAAAGCCAGAAAAAUAGAGAAGAAAGGAACGAUGAAGAAACAGGCCAACAAAACUGCCUCCUCAGGCAGUUCAGACAAAGACAGUUCAGCUGAGAGCUCAGCCCCUGAGGAAGGUGAGCUGAGCAGCCCAGACCUGGAAGGUCAACUCCCACUCUUACAGAUGACAGAGAAAGAGAGAGAGCAAGAACUGUUCAAUCGCAUAGAGAAGAGGGAGGUGUUGAAAAGAAGAUUUGAAAUCAAGAAAAAGCUAAAAACAGCCAAAAAGAAAGAAAAGAAAGAAAAGAAGAAAAAGCAAGAAGAGGAGCAAGAAAAGAAAAAGCUGACACAGAUUCAAGAAUCUCAGGUAACAUCCCACAACAAGGAACGGCGUUCCAAGCGGGAUGAAAAAUUAGAUAAGAAAUCUCAAGCCAUGGAGGAGCUAAAAGCAGAGCGAGAAAAACGAAAGAACAGAACAGCUGAGCUCCUUGCCAAAAAACAGCCAUUAAAAACCAGUGAGGUCUACUCUGAUGAUGAAGAAGAGGAAGAGGAUGACAAAUCCAGUGAAAAGUCAGACCGCUCAUCUCGAACAUCGUCAUCUGAUGAAGAAGAGGAGAAAGAAGAGAUCCCUCCAAAAUCCCAACCAGUUUCCUUACCUGAAGAAUUGAAUCGGGUUCGAUUAUCACGGCAUAAGCUAGAACGUUGGUGUCACAUGCCCUUUUUUGCCAAAACCGUCACAGGAUGUUUUGUACGGAUUGGCAUUGGAAACCACAACAGCAAACCAGUUUACCGGGUUGCUGAGAUUACGGGUGUUGUGGAAACCGCUAAAGUUUACCAGCUAGGUGGCACCAGAACAAACAAAGGGCUGCAACUACGGCAUGGCAAUGACCAACGCGUGUUCCGUUUAGAGUUUGUCUCAAAUCAAGAAUUCACCGAAAGUGAAUUUAUGAAGUGGAAAGAAGCGAUGUUCUCUGCUGGCAUGCAGUUGCCCACUCUAGAUGAAAUCAGUAAAAAGGAAUUAUCUAUUAAAGAAGCUCUUAAUUAUAAAUUUAAUGAUCAGGACAUUGAAGAGAUUGUAAAAGAGAAAGAAAGGUUCAGAAAAGCUCCACCGAACUACGCUAUGAAGAAGACUCAGCUACUGAAGGAAAAGGCCAUGGCUGAGGACCUGGGGGAUCAGGACAAGGCCAAACAAAUCCAAGAUCAGCUGAAUGAGCUGGAGGAACGGGCAGAGGCCCUGGACCGCCAGCGGACCAAGAACAUAUCUGCUAUCAGUUACAUCAAUCAGCGGAACCGGGAGUGGAACAUUGUGGAGUCUGAGAAGGCCCUUGUGGCUGAAAGUCACAACAUGAAAAACCAACAGAUGGAUCCAUUUACCCGGCGGCAGUGCAAGCCUACCAUCGUUUCUAAUUCCAGAGACCCAGCUGUUCAAGCUGCCAUCUUGGCCCAGCUGAAUGCAAAAUAUGGUUCUGGAGUGUUACCAGAUGCUCCAAAGGAAAUGAGCAAGGGUCAGGGCAAAGAUAAAGAUUUGAAUUCUAAGUCAGCCAGUGACCUCUCAGAAGAUCUGUUCAAAGUACAUGAUUUUGAUGUGAAGAUUGAUUUACAAGUUCCCAGCUCAGAGUCAAAGGCUUUGGCCAUCACCUCCAAGGCUCCACCAGCCAAGGAUGGGGCUCCAAGGAGAUCUCUGAACUUGGAAGACUACAAAAAACGACGAGGGCUUAUUUGAGCACACCCAGCUUGCUGCUUCUGACCCUGCAUGCCCCAUCGCAGUGUCCCGCCUUUCCUCCUUUCCUUUGAUUUAGCCUCUUUGGGCUGGAGCAGCUGUUGAACUGGGAAGAGACUCUAAACUGCCAGUCAUCUGUAAUAUAAACCAUUUGCUGUAUAGACCUCCCUUGUCUGCACACCAUCUCCCACCAGCCUCCCCUCCCCCCAGGGCCCCACGCAGUAUGGGCCUGGGCUCUCUUGGGCUUUAUUCAUGUCUUUAGAUUUGUGUUUGCCUUUUGUUUUUUUUUAACUGCGCAGUUCAUUGGCCACUCUGCACGCAUUCAGUAUUACCGUGGAGCUGGGAAUCUUGCUGGAGCCCCUGGGCGAUAGCAGCAGCACAGGGUGGUCUCCUCUACAGACUGCCUUGGCCCACCCAUUGAACAUUCGGCACUUGACCUUGUGGAGGGAGUGGGGAUUGGGCACCUGCAGUCCUCCUUCCUUCCUUUAUCUUUCUCUUCUGCCCUUCUUUUUGGAAGAAGGGUUUUCAAAACCAGUUUAGUUUCCAAAACGUGUACAUUUGUUGGGUGGGGGGGGUCUAAUUUGAGAGAGCGAGAGUGUGUAUGUGUGUGUGUGUAAGUGUGUGGAUUUUUUUAUCAUUUUUUAAAAAUGCAGUACUCUUUGUAUCAGUCUGUCAUGGGUCUAUAGCUGUUUCAGAUUUUUUUCAGCUGUACUUGAGCAUCUGAAACUGCAAGAAAGAAACUCAUUAAAUGUGAUUCUUCUUACUAAACGGGCCUGACUGCUGUAGCUGUGUAACCUCCCCAUCCCCACCUGCUCCUCCCCAUCUCUUCCUGACUUUGGAGAAAACUCCCCAGUUUAGCCCCCUGACCUGCAGGCUGUGUCCUGGCACGUAGGGAAGGGAAGUCCAUGGCCACGUACCAGGUAGGGCAGAGAAUGUCUUGCUCAUCCCGUGGGUGCAGACCACAGCUUCUUGGCUGAACAUAGAACUUCUUUUCCUCACUCAGUAUACCAGCCUCUUCCUAGUGAUUCUGUUUUGCUGAUUCGGCAAGAAUUACAUUUUGUUUUGUUUUGAAGAGAAUAACUCACCAUGAAUGUGGAGAGCAAACACAAAAAGAAUUAGGUUGCGCUGGGCGUGGUGGCUCACACCUGUAAUCCCAGCACUUUGGGAGGCCGAGGAAGGCGGAUCACCUGAGGUCAAGAGUUCGAGACCAGCCUGGCUAACAUGGUGAAACCCCGUCUCUACUAAAAAUACAAAACUUAGCCGGGCAUGGUGUUGCCUGCCUGUAAUCCCAGCUACUCGGAGGGCUGAGACAGGAAAAUCUCUUGAACCCAGUAGGUGGAGGUUGCGGUGAGCCGAGAUUGCACCACUGCACUCCAGCCUGGGCAACAAAGUGAGACUCUAUCUCAAAAAAAAAGAAUUAGGUUGCAAAUGUUUCAAGCAUGUGCAGUUUUGUGUGUGUGUAUACAUAUAUAUGGUCAGCAUAUAUAUUGUUGUGCAGCUAGGGUGAAGCCAGCAGAGGUGUGUAUGUCUUUAUGAAAUGUUUGAAAAGAGAUAAGCUGACUGCUUGAUAAUCAUUCUCAGGUGUAAAGCUCCAAGUGUAAAUAAAAGUGGCAUUUAACAAAUCUUUUCAGAACAAAGUACAGCUGACUAUAUAUACCAAGAACUAAGCUAAAGGAACAGCUGAGAGCUCCUGAUCUCCACAGGAGAGGAAUCCAAAAGCUCUGCUUUGUACUUCUUCACCCUGCUUUUGUAUAAGGAAGGGGGAUGAUGGGAAAUCAUGGACUUGUAAGUUGUAUUUAAACAUAAAAAUGAACUUGGUAACUCUUUUGGGUUUAGUAGAGCCUCAGUGUCGCUUUAACUUAGUUUACAUUUUUUUAUUUUAAAAACAGCAAUGGAUGGUUUUAAAGGAGUAUUGUGACUGUAAAAUUGCUAAAUAUGACUGUAACACAGCUGUGUGGUAGCUGUGACACAGUUUGGUUGGGCAAAGGAGUGGUGAUGGACUCGUUAAAUCAUAUAUACUUGAAUAGUCCAUUGACCGAAACUCUUUAUAGACUAUUGUGUAAAUGUGGAAUCACAGACUGUUAACAUUGCCUGGACUCCAGCAGAGUCCUGGAGCUGCUGGGACCUCUCCUAUCAUGAUGAACUUGGACUUUUUUUUUGAUUUCUGGUUUUAAAAGACAUAAAAUUAUAGAAUCCAGAUAAUUUGCUGGAGUCAUUCUGAUCCACCAUGUAGAUCUGUAUUUAGUAUCAUUUGGAUUUGGAGAAGUGUUGAUUACAUUAUGGCUGUGUAAUAAAAUUUUUAUUAAAACUGCA
Molecule: messenger RNA, 4379 nt
Organism: Cebus imitator (Panamanian white-faced capuchin)
Lineage: Eukaryota; Metazoa; Chordata; Mammalia; Primates; Cebidae
Gene: RTF1
Product: RTF1 homolog, Paf1/RNA polymerase II complex component
Exons: 18
Coding region: 9-2069 (686 amino acids)
Cellular component (GO): Cdc73/Paf1 complex
Molecular function (GO): RNA polymerase II C-terminal domain phosphoserine binding; DNA binding
Source: RefSeq, a predicted model, not a curated record